UUCUCCACGACCUGGAUACAGCGCGGAACAGAUAUGGGGCCGUAUACUGGCCGUGUGCGGAGAGUCGGUGAUAUCGACAUAACCCGGAACAACGACCUGAUGUGGGAGAUAUUUGACGAGAAGGGUCUGGUGAUUGGUUACAUUGACGCUUCCCCGCCAUCUCAAACCAGCUGGAUAUCGCACGUGCAGUGCGCUCGCAACGAUCAGGAACAGAACCUUGAGAUUGUUCAAACAGGAAACAAAAUUCUGUACAGAGCCACAAAGGCCAUUCCUCCCGAUCAAGAACUUCUAGUCUGGUACAGCCAAUCCCAGUACACCUACUUAGGUAUUCCCCUGAAUCCACCUGCCGACGAGAAAGCAAAUGCAAAGAAUAAAGAUGUGACCGGGAAGAAGACGCCCACCGAUGUACCCUCUCAAGCAUUCGGCAAACUGAAGUGUGUUGUGUGCCGGCGGGGAUUCAACUCAAGAAGCAAUCUGCGAUCUCACAUGCGCAUUCACACUCUGGAGAAGCCAUUCGUCUGCCGAUUUUGUAAUCGGAAAUUCAGUCAGUCGUCGACUUUGAGGAAUCACACCAGGCUUCAUACAGGUGAGAAGCCAUAUAAGUGUUUGGUGUGUAGGAGCGCUUAUUCUCAACUGGCAGGACUCCGGGCGCAUCAGAAGAGUGCGAGACACCGACCCGCCACCGACGAGAAAACCCCACAGGCAACAUAA
This is a messenger RNA of Liolophura sinensis, 711 nucleotides long. RefSeq names its product PR domain zinc finger protein 12-like. Bases 34 to 711 code for a protein of 225 amino acids. Gene Ontology annotation, cellular component: nucleus. The transcript has 5 exons. Gene Ontology annotation, biological process: neurogenesis; regulation of gene expression. The record is from RefSeq and is a predicted model, not a curated record. Lineage: Eukaryota; Metazoa; Mollusca; Polyplacophora; Chitonida; Chitonidae. Gene Ontology annotation, molecular function: protein binding.